AGUACAUUAGAGCGCUGAGUAUGAAUUGUGACGGCUUUUUCGAGUUGGAGAAAAGUCGGAUAGAUUACCGCAGUUACAGGUAUAUCGAAUUAGACAAUGGCCUGAGGGCUAUAUUGGUAUCCAACCUAAAGCCUGGGGAAGAAGCACCCGAUGACUCCUUGUCGGAUUCAGAUCUUGAAAGUAAUAAUUCGGAAAGCUUGGAGGACGAAGAUGUUGAUAUUGAAGAAAACCCUAUCAGUGACCAGGAGGCAAAGGCAAGAUUGAAUUAUUUGUCUAUCGUUGUUUUGUGAAUGUGAAGAAACUAGGCUUUACCGAGGAAGUUUAGGUGAUCACCUACCAUGGUAAAUGGUAUCCUCAAGAGACUGUUAGUUCUUGAAUUUACAUCCAAAUUGGUAAAUAUUUCAAUGUGGAUAGUACUUUUCGUCGUAGGUUAUUAGAAAUUGCUUCACACAGCCGUAUCUUUAUGUUAAUACUAACAAAACGUAAGACCAUAAUCUCUGUUAGCUAAUAUUAUAAGCUAUGCUUGAUGAAAUUUUAGGCGGUUGAAUCGCACAGUCCCCAGAAUUAAUAUUUGGAGUGUCUUGUCACAAAAAAUGCAGUUCCAACAUAAUUAUCUACUUAGCAGCGUCAUGUAACUUGAUCAUCUUUUCACCAAGUUUAGUGAAUAAUGUGUAGUGAAAGCGUCUGGGGAUAAUGUGUCGAUAACGUUUGAAAAUUGUUCCUUAUGAUAUCCUCAAAGGUAAACAUUAUAGUUCAGGUCUCUCUUGUUGGACUGCAACGAAUAUGAGAAUAAACAUCUGGAUUUGAAACAUGUUCCCCCAAAAUGUUCUAAUCGUUAACAUGUUAAUGUGGAAAAAGGUAUUUAAAACCGAAUUUUUAAUACUUCGGCCAGUCUUAUGAAACAAGUCAUUGUUUGUGAUUGGAAACAUUAAUGUAAGAUCACUAUUUAUUAAAAGACACUGACGGUAGCUGUGAUGAAAGCGUACUGAUACACUUUUACACUUUUACUGGGAUUAGUUCCUAAAAAAUAAUGUUCAAACCAUCUAACCAGAAUUUUUGUACUGAUUUGUAUUUCAUAAUUGUCAUCGUGUGUUUACUUCAUUCGUCAACAUCUGCAAAUAAAAGAAGUAAUUAUUUUAAUUUCUGGUCAGUAAUUGAUACAAAACAAAAAAUCGAGGACUUUGUUUAAUUUUUUGAAAUUUAUUGUCUUUAAAUUUAUAUCACAUUACGCAGAAAGUACUUGAUGUAAGCAAAGAUGUGUAAUAUGUUCAAAUUAAGCUUUAUGCAUGGUCUAAUAUUGGACAUCAAAACCUCUUCAAAGGUCAACACACACUACCUCAAUGUAUUUUUUAAUAUCUAGCUCAAACCUUAAACCACAAUCAAGACAAAAACCUUACUUGACUGGUUCGUUUACCUUUAAUCUUAUCUUUCCAAACCCUGCUUAUCGUAACUCCUAAGCUGACAGAAUGCUAGUUAGAUUCAGUAUCCCAAUUUUAUAUAUCGAAAAUAAAAAUAACUACAGGAUCUUUAAAGUAUUAAUCCAUGGCUAACAUCCGUUAGUGGUAAACAUUAGUUCCAUCACCGGGGAUCUAGUAAUCCGGUUGUGAUAUUAAUUUCUUACCAAGAAAAAGAUUCACUUAUAACAUUCGACAUACUUUCAGCGUUGGCUGGCUUUGAUUCUCUUAAAGUAUCUUAAUUAUUGUACUUCAAGAGCAAGUGAUUUCUUUUAUUUCUCUUAGUUCCCUUGUGGAAAAGCAAUCAUUUUGGCUAGGUGUCAAGGCAUCCUUAUGCUAUUUGCUUUUUAUACACAAAGAAAGCUUUUGAAUAGUUAAAAGUAGUUAGUUUAUUGUUUGGAUAAAUUUCCCAAGAAUCAAAAGAGCUUUAGAGACAAUUAGUCUUGUAUUUAAUAAUUUCGCAUUCUAAUUAUUAAAGCAGUAUAUAUGACAGAGUCAAUAGUCUUCUUCAUAAGAAGAACUGUUAGCAAAUAAACCGCAAUAGUCAUACUUCUUUUAGCCACUUAAUACGGAAACUUUUAUUAUUAGUCACGUCAGCUACUUUCUAAUCUCGGUGUUGAAAGUGCUCACUAUUUUUGUAGCUUAACUUGUAAUAUGUUGUGUUUUGAAUUCCUCAGUCUGCUGCUGCAUUGUGCAUUAAAGUGGGAAGUUUCUCAGAUCCAGUAGAAGCUCAGGGCUUAUCACAUUUUUUGGAGCAUAGUAAGUUUUAUUAAGCUAAUACUGUUGAAAACUUUGUGUACUUCUAUGUAUAUUUUAUGCUUGUAAGAAGUACCGACUCCUCAUAUUUUCUCACUUCUUGAAUCACCAUUACUCAAAGUGUCAAUCCAAGAAAGUAAUUGGCUCAGACCAGACCAUAUAAGAACUUGUUUGUUUUCCAUUGUUUAAUAAUGAUUAUUAUUUGUGUACAUCAGUUUUGAUGAUAUUAUAGUUUACUACACAACGGCAUAAUUCUUCGACUUAUCACGUACCUAACUGUUAAUAGCUUACAUUUACAAAAUAUUACCUAAUGUUUCUUUGUAUAAAUCUGUCAGGAGUAUACUGUUUUGAUUCAAGUAAAGCGUAUCCAUGGUAAACAAUCGUGUAAUUUGUACUGUAAGACGAAUUUACUUAAGGAUUAAUAUACUAUUUGAUACAAAUCAACAUUUAAUAAUAUUACACAUAUAUUGAUUUUUUUUCUUUACAGUGGUAUUUAUGGGUAGUUUAAAAUAUCCAACAGAGAAUGAUUUUGAUGCAUAUCUUAGUCAGCGUGGUGGAACUAAUAAUGCUUGGACAGGGAAUGAAUACACCUUAUUUCAUUUCGAUGUAAAACGUAAACAUUUUGCUAGUUGCCUUGAUAAAUUUGCCAACUUUUUCAUUUCACCACUUUUAAGCAAAGAUAGCACAGAUCGUGAGAUAAAUGCAGUUAAUAGCGAAUUCGAACUGGCAUACACCAAGGAUUCUUCACGACUCCACUAUUUAAUUGGUCAUUUGUCUCGUAAAGAUUCUCCUUACAAACUGUUCGGUUAUGGCAAUUGUAAAUCGCUACGUGAAAUCCCGGAACAAAAUGGUACUGAUAUUUAUUCACUUUUAAAUAAACAUCGAAAGAAUUUUUAUUCUUCUGAUCGAAUGACACUUGCUGUACAGUCGAAACAUCAUUUAGACGAUCUGGAAGUAUUGGUACGAAAAAUUUUCUCUGAUAUACCAAGAAUUGGACUACCUGUGACAAACUUUCAAUGUGUUGAACCAUUCGAUGUGAAUUCAUUUGCUAAAUUAUACAAAGUUUGUCCUUUGAGUGUAAAAGAGAAAAUACGUAUUGUUUGGAUUCUUCCUCCACAAAUCAAUAAUUAUGAAUCAUCUCCAAUGGAAGUAUUAUCUUCCCUUAUUGGCCAUGAAGGUAGAGGAAGUGUAUUGGCCUUACUUAAAAAGGAAAAUCUUGCCGUUUCACUUAGCGCGGGCGUUACUUGUACAUCAGAUUUUGAUAAUUCUAGUUUAUGUACAAUUUUUAUGGUUAAUAUUCAACUUACUGAUUAUGGUCGUGAUCAUAUUUUUCAAGUUUGUGGAAUAUUAUUUGAUUAUGUAAAAAUUCUACUGUACUCAGCGUUAAAUUCUACAUCGAUAUCUUUAAUGAAUGGUGGUUUAGAAGGUAAUAAUAAUAAUAAUGGUGAACGCGUUCAUACAAAUCACUGUCAUAAACAUACGUUCGCUACAUAUCUACCAGAAUAUCAAAUGGUUAAAACAGCUAAUUUUCUAUAUACAGAACCGGAAGAAGCUGAAGAUACAGUGGUUAAUCUAGCCAAUAUGUUACAUCUUGUUAAAUGUGAACAUGUUUAUUCUGGUUACAGGCUAUUAAAAAAGCCAAAUAUAGAAUUGUACAUUGACCUAUUGAAAUUGAUGACACCAAAUCGUGCAGCUAUAUUCUUUCUGUCAUCAACGUUUGCAUCUUCAGUGAAAGAUGAUGAAUCAAGAUUAGAACAUGAACCAUGGUUUAAUGUAGCUUAUCAAAAAGAAGAUAUACCUGAACAUAUCAUGAACGGUUGGAUCCAUUCAAAACCAGACGACGAACAAUUACAUCUUCCCUAUGAAAAUAAAUUUUUGACAACGGAUUUUAGUUUAUUGGAUUCAAAAACUGAUAUGAAGCAACCUGUGGAUUUAAACUUGGAACCUGGUGCAGAAUCACGUCUAAAAUAUGGUCAUUUAUGGUUUCAACAAAGUACUCGUUUCAAAUGUCCUAAAGCUUCUGUAAUGAUCCAUCUUUGGUCGGAUAUUGUGUCUAAAACAAAAGAAACCAUGGCAUUGCAUACAUUGAUGGUAUAUGGUUUAAAUCAAUCAUUGAGUACAAUCACCUAUGAAGCUGGUGAAGCAGAUCUAGUACAAGAUGUAGCGUUUCGUGAUAAUGGCUUACGUAUUUGUGUUAGCGGUUUUAGUGAAAAAUUGUUUUGUUUUUAUUCAACUAUACUUGAUCAUAUAUUGGAUCAAACACAAGAUUUAUCUAAAGAAUAUUUUGAAUCAUAUCGUGAUGCUGUACUUCAAAUUUAUUAUAAUGAAGCACUUAAACCAAAUGUACUCAAUACUCAUCUUCAAUUUUAUCUUCUUCGUAAAGAAGCUUAUCUAAUUACAGAUUUAUUGAGUGCACUGAAAAAUUUGUCAGUUGCUGAUGUCGCUGCCUAUAAACAACAAUUUUUGUCCACUUUACAUAUUACUAUUUAUGCUUAUGGUAAUAUAACAAGACAGGAUGCCAUUUCUUUCUUUGAUUAUACAGUGGAAAAGAUCCGACCUAUCCCUAGAUCCACAAGAAAAUUGAUUGAUACCUCAAUCUUAGAUCCAGGUACAUAUUAUCUACGUGUUAUGAAUUGUAAUCCAAACGAUGUAAAUAUGUGUCUAGCUAGAAUACAUUUACUUGGUGAAUCCAAUAUUAAACAACAAUGCUAUAAUAAGCUAUUGGCAUUUAUAUUAUCUGAACCGGCUUUUGAUUAUCUGCGUACUAAAGAAACUUUAGGAUAUACUGUUUAUCUCCGAUAUUGGCGAUCAUCUCCUGGUGGUACAUUACAUUCAGGUAUCAGUUUAGUAGCAUAUAGUCCAGCUAAUAAAUAUUCCAUUGAUUAUGUCGCUGGAAGAUUGACUGCUUUCUGGCGUCGAAUAGCUCCAAGGAUUAUUGCUGCUAUGCCAUCGGAAACGUUUAAGACGUCAGUAGAAUCAUUGAUAUCUGUGCAUCAAUUAGAAGAUCCCAAUAUGAUGACAGAAUUUGAAAGAAAUUGGGAUGAAAUUAUGGAAAGUACAGCGAAUUUUAAUUAUCGUGAAGAAUGUGUGAAAAUUUUGUCAACUAUUACUCAAGAAAGUCUAUUGAAUUUCUUCUUAACGGAAUAUUUGGAUGUUAAAAAACAACGUUCUUUAUUUGUACAGGUUGAUGCAAUUGCCAAUCCAGAAUUGACCAAAACUACUGUCUCCAAUUCUUAUUGUUUAGAUUUUGAUACAAUUGAUACGAAUUGGGAAACAUUGAAAAAUGAAUAUACAAGUAUAAACAGUAUUGAUAUAGCAAACGCUUUGAUAACAUGUGGUUAUGAUGAAAAACAAGCAAUGGAUUUUAUGAUGAAAUCGUAUUCUAAUAAUAAUGGUAAUACAAUUGAUAACAGUCUACUAUUGGAGCAUGGAGAAAAUGAAGCGAACGAGCAAAAGGCUAUGAUUUUCAUAAAUAAUUUGUUUAAAUUCCGUUCAACUAUUCAAUAUCAAAUUGGUCGAAACGUUUAAGAAGAAUUGUUGUCAUUGUAGUAUUCUUUCCCUCCAAAAAAAGAGAACAAACUUUGACUUCAAAUGGUGUAAUGUAUAACAUUUUCUUCAUAUUUGAGAAACGUACAUUAUUAGCAUAAUUCAUUUUCUUUGCUUUAUCAACACGGUGAUAAUUCACGCUUCCUACGUCUAUAUGAUGUGAUUACAAUUAACUUGGUAUUUAUGUAUCUGUGUGUUAGGGGCGCCAGGGUGAUUAAUUCGAAUUUCGCCAUAUUUAAUAAGCUUGUAUUAAUAGUUGUUCUUUUUUAUUCCUCAUCUUUGUAUUAAACCUAUUUGCUGUUCUCGUCUUUUCGUUUAUGUUUGUACAUAUGUUCAUCUGUACUACUGUACCGUUGAUGAAUAUAUAAAUUCGAUAGGCAAAUAUAUGCAUACAUUUGAC
Messenger RNA from Schistosoma margrebowiei, 6156 nucleotides. The record is from the annotation of a GenBank genome assembly. Lineage: Eukaryota; Metazoa; Platyhelminthes; Trematoda; Strigeidida; Schistosomatidae.